Messenger RNA from Rattus norvegicus (Norway rat), 7967 nucleotides. RefSeq names its product ST8 alpha-N-acetyl-neuraminide alpha-2,8-sialyltransferase 6 (gene St8sia6). Gene Ontology annotation, molecular function: sialyltransferase activity. Gene Ontology annotation, biological process: glycoprotein biosynthetic process. NCBI's taxonomy places the organism in Eukaryota, Metazoa, Chordata, Mammalia, Rodentia, Muridae. Gene Ontology annotation, cellular component: Golgi membrane. The record is from RefSeq and is a predicted model, not a curated record.
AUCUGCUGUGGUAACAUUGUUGGAUUCUAGUGAAGACAUAUUGUCCUGGCUGUUACUGAUUGUGUUUUUAUGCUGGAAUCUAGACAUCUGGGCUUGGGAUAAAUAGAGAUCUGGGUGACGGCAUCUGUUUUUGUGUCUGUUGGUGAGUAUUUUUUUUCCUUGGUUUCUGCUUCCUCCUUUUGAUAUAGGAAGUUGUGGUGGCUAUGUGCUGACAGGUAGGAAAUUUUCUGACAUCCUGCUUUCCUGGACUGCUCAGCUGGUGUGUUUCCAGGGUAUAUCUGCUAGUGUUGGAAGCUGGGUUGAUGAGAUAAGUUUGGGUUAGGAAGGUUGGAGAAGAUCUUUGUGAUCCACUGUGGAUAGGGUCAGAGAUUAAUAAGCAGAUUACAGUAGGUUUUCUGCCGCAGAGCUGGAAAUGAGAGUAGGGCUUGGAUUGGAGGAACAGAAGUCCUCCAGGUCCUAUCGUGGCCCCAGGUUCGCAGCAGACUCGCAUUGUGAUUGGGUGGGUCGCUUGGGGCCAAGCGUGCACUCCGGCGAAGGUGAGAGCAGCUGAAAAGUUGGAGCCCAAUCAGCGCGGAGUUGAGCGCUCAUACCCCAACCUUCAGGUGACCCCGCGUGGCGGCGGCGGCAGCAGUAGGCAGAGGCAGCGGCAGUGGUAGCGGCGGCUGCAGCGACCAGAGCCCGCAGCGGCUCCGAGCGCCUCCGGCAGGACAAGAGGCGAGCUCGGAGGAUCGUCAUCUGCUAGCUGUCCACCAGCUUCGGCAGCCAGGGGCUGGCUUGAAAGAAGCGGGCGAGCCCGGAGGCUGCUUGCUUCCUUGGCUCCGUACCCGGCAACACUGUUGCAGGCUGGGCUCCGGGCAGCCCCCAGAGUGCGGGCCCGCGCCACCGCCUUUGAACGCUGGGGGUGUGCGUGGCAGCGGCCGCGGUGGCGGCGGCGGCGGCGGCGGUGACCGGAGCGGCGAGUCGGUGCCGCCCGGGCUGCGCUUCGCCUCGGCAGCUUUGGCGGCGAGGGCGCCCGUGGCUCAGGAUGCGACCCGGGGGUACGCUGUUCGCCCUGGUAGGCAGCCUGAUGCUGCUGCUCCUUCUGCGUCUGUUCUGGUGCCCAGCCGACGCGCCCGCCCGCUCCAGGAUGUUGGGGGAGGAAAGCAGAGAGGAGACCGGCGGUACCUCGGCUGCACUGAAGACGCUCUGGAGCCCUACGACCCCAGUGCCACGCACCAGGAACAGCACAUAUCUGGACGAGAAGACACCCGAGACUGCAGAGAAAUGCAAAGGCCUGAAAUAUAGCUUGGACUCUUUAGCUAACAAAACGAGACGGUACUCUGAGGAUGACUACCUCCAGAUCGUCACAAACAUUCAGAGAUGCCCGUGGAAACGCCAAGCAGAAGAAUAUGAAAAUUUUAGAGCAAAACUAGCUUCCUGUUGCGAUGCCAUUCAAGACUUCGUGGUUUCCCAGAACAACACUCCAGUGGGAAGUAACAUGACCUACGAGGUGGAAAGCAAGAAACAAAUCCCCAUUCGAGAGAACAUUUUCCACAUGUUUCCAGUGUCACAGCCUUUUGUGGACUAUCCCUACAACCAGUGUGCAGUGGUUGGCAAUGGGGGAAUUCUGAACAAGUCUCUCUGUGGAGCAGAAAUUGACAAGUCUGACUUCGUCUUCAGGUGUAACCUCCCCCCCAUCACAGGGAGUGCUAGUCAAGAUGUUGGAAGCAAAACGAAUCUUGUGACUGUCAAUCCCAGCAUCAUAACCCUGAAAUACAAGAAUUUGAAGGAGAAGAAAGCACGGUUUCUGGAGGAUAUUUCCGCCUAUGGGGACGCAUUCCUCCUUUUGCCAGCCUUUUCCUAUCGGGUCAACACCGGCAUCUCUUUUAAAGUCUACCAAACACUCAAAGAGUCUAAAGUGAGGCAAAAGGUUCUCUUCUUCCACCCCAGGUACCUGAGACACCUCGCUCUUUUCUGGAGAACUAAAGGGGUGACUGCGUACCGCUUGUCCACGGGCUUGAUGAUCGCGAGCAUCGCGGUGGAACUGUGUGAAAAUGUCACGCUCUACGGAUUCUGGCCGUUCUCUAAGACCGUCGAAGAAAUUCCUCUGAGCCACCACUACUAUGACAACAAGCUACCUAAGCACGGUUUCCACCAGAUGCCUAAGGAAUACAGCCAAAUGCUCCAGCUCCAUAUGAAAGGGAUCCUCAAACUGCAGUUCAGCAAAUGUGAAGCCGCUUAGCGUUUCUUAAAGUGCGAACCAUUUCAGUAGGUGGAGUGGGUGCAUCGCAGUGUCUCCAAACGUGGAUGGAGAAAGGCACAGAACAUGGAGGAUUGCACAAGAGCUCCCCGACUUGGCUAGACCAAAGCCCGCCCCCGCCCCCGCUACCUUUGCAGCCCCCACGAGUCACUCAUUCUAACCUUCAAUGUUCUUUCUCUGAGAAUGGAGGUCACGAUAUCAGACUCCGACAAGUAAAAUGAGAUCAUGUUUAAAUCGGCCAUAGGAUUUGAUCUGAGGCAGCGACUCGAGGAGUGCUUCCUCGUUCCUAUUCGUGGUAGCCAUUCCCGCCAUUAUCAGAGUGGUGACGAAACUGUGCAACUGUGCCAAAGAGCCCUUCUGAAGAGAAUGUCCGCAUCAUGAGGGUGCACCGAGCUCUCCCUCACAGCCCUUCCUUUAUCAAUAACCUUUCCACUAUCCUCCCCCUCCCAAAUGAGUACCGAAACAAAACACCCUUGAUGAUUCAGGAAGAAAACCCUUUUCUACUUAGCAAUGUGCCUGCUUCUGACUCGGUUCACUUGUGAUGUAAUCUGCGCUGAGGUGUUGGUGGGAUUUGGGGCGUUUCCUCGCCUCUUUCGUCAAUACUUUGCCUACCUUUAUCAGUUUGUGCUAGAGCUUCCUUCUCUGGGGUUCUCUUCUUUGGGGUUCUGCUCCCCCUCCACACACACCGACAGGAUCCACUCAAUGACAUAAAGUAGUUCCAGUAUCUGCUACUUCUCACAGGUUAUCAUAUCCAGGAAGUUACCCGGCCGACUUUUUUUUUUUAAUAGUAAACAUCUAUUGGAUAUCAGACCUGGGGACUGUUGGAGGAUAUGAAGAGAUUGUCACUGGCAGAAGAGCGAGUGUGUACCAUUAAUUGAUAAGACACGGUAGCAGGCGCCAUCGUGACAGUUAUGAGCACAGUGCUGGAAGGAUCAUAGGCAGGAACAGUUAAAUCUGAUUCCAGUAGAAUCAAUGCCAAUAUGUCUAUUUCAGGGAAGAGUUGAUUUCACAAUUAAAACUAGAAAACGAACCAAUUCUUAGCAAGUUAAGUGGAUUCGGGGUAAAAAAAAAAAAAUGGAACAAGAGGAGAAGGCGGUUUCCUCGACUAUGAUUUUCCAAAUGAGUAUGCUGAUAGUAGACUGUGAGGUUGCCUGACACACUCUGUGUUAGGAGAGAGUACAGGGCAUGGGGGUGGUAGCUUUUUGUCCACACUGGUGAAGAAGUGUGAGUAAUUCAGAGCCAAUCACUUCACAAGGAAGGCUUAGGAUAGCAGCGCCUGACACAUUACUCCAGGGAAAGAUGAACGUUUUCAUGAAAAAUUGCACUCAUUGGCUAAGCAUCAGUCUUGAGUAAAAUUUGAAUAGAUGUUAAAUAUGAGCAAUUUACACCCCUUACGUCCCAGGGAUACCCCUUAAUGUAAGCACAUUUCUUAGGUUAUUUGACUUAUUACAUAUUUAUGUGUGUACAUUCUUGUUCAUCCACGGAUGUUCCCAAGAACUAGGAGUCUAGGAGAUGCGGUCCACUUGCCAAGAAAACUAUAAAUUUUACUCUUUACCUCUCACCUGAGCCAGCGCAUUAUUCACUGAUACUUUCUUGAAGGAAGAUUACCCUGUGAAUUCUUCAUUCUGAUACAGUGUCACCUUGUAUUUGACAUUUGUAACGUGUCAAGUUUGCUUCUCUUUCGUUCUUUUAUAGCCAAUCAAACUUGUUAGCUUUAGAAAUAUAUCAGAAGUUCAUAUAUAAAUAUUUUGCAAAGGGUAAAAAGGCUUUUUGUUAAAUAAAAUCAAAUGUAUUUAUUACCUUCUUCUGGUGAAUAGAGGUUCUUUUAUGCUGCUGCUAAUGGGUUUAAUUAGCUUUAAAUAAUCUCCUAGCAACAUUGGUCAUGUUUCAAUCCCACUAUUUGCAAAGAAAUCCUUUAAAAAGUAGAUCAGAAAACUAUUAUUUUUAUAGUUAACAAAAAUGGUUUUUGAAAUAUUUUGUGCUAAGUAGAAACAAAGUCUUUUUGGUGGUCUUGGCAAUAUAUGACUGGUGAUCAAAGGUCAGAUCACCAGUAUAAAUUAUUAAAUAGUCAAUGUGGAGAUGUUACAAAUUACUUUAGCAAAAAUUAUGUCUUGUCCGGACGUUUUGAGCUUACUUAGUGUUUUCCUAUAUAAGAUGCUAUUUUAACUCCAGAAUUUUUUUUCUCUAGAAUAUCAAAACAAACAGACAACAACUCCAGUGUCACACACAUGGGUUUCAGAAAUUCUCAAAAUAAUGUGAGGUUAAUAUCACGACGACAACCCCCUUUCAACGUAAGUCAGUAGGAAAAGGAAUUCCUGGAAUUCCUAGAAAAGCACAGACUUCUUCACAUAUGCAGAUCAUCAGUUUAUUUCUUGUUUCUUGUUUAUGCUGCCAAACCUGUGCACGCUGGAAACUUUACCAGAACUCUACCUGGAUUAACGUAGGCAGUAGUCAGAAUUCGCCCUGAGAAUUCUGGUGUGCUGUGUUUAGUUCUCAUGUUGCUUAGUCUGUAGAGGUACAAGUGGAGUUUGGAGAGGAGGAUGAUGGUGGUGGUGGUGGUGGUGGUGGUGGUGAUGAUGAUGAUGAUGAUGAUGACUUGGUCCUUUGAUUGUAGUGUGACACUUUCAGCAAAUCACUGCCAUGGGACAAAAAGAACUGUGACUGAUAGUUAACAGUUCCCAAGGCCAACAUGCUCUUUGUAAAAACUGGUGUUUUGUGCUGUGAACUGGAUGUGUCAUAGCCACCUGUAUGUCUCCAACGUGUUCCUCCUUUGCUUCUCCUUCCCAGAUGAGUCUGUAGUUGUGAUCUUACCAUAAUCCCAGGCUUCUGGCUAUCACGCAAACUCUCUCUAGAAGAGACCACAUCGAAUAGAGGCAGGUGACUCAUCCAUGUCAGGAUAUUUCCUACCUGAGUCAACAUGGCUUUUCCUUUGUCCCCCUGCGAUCUGCCAAUAAUACCCUUUAUUUCUUUCCCAAACCAACAUGACCAAACACAUUAUGAAAUGUCCUAGCAUAUUAAUUAAAAUAAUUCAGUAGUACAUCAGUAUAUUUAGCCACAUAGAUGGCCACAUAAUGGGGGAUCACAAUAUCUCGACUUUCCACCAAGAUCCAAACACAAAGAUAGCCAUCAAAGUCCUUCUAGAUUAACCGUAUGGAAUCUUAUAACACUGUCAAAGACUGUGUGGCAAGCAUUGUGUGUCUGCUGGUGAGUGGAUUGAAUCUUAUGUUCUACUCUUGCAUUGCAUGUCAUCUAUAGCCAUUAAACAUAGGUAGUCUAAAUAUUGGUGCUAGGUAAUGGUAGACUUUCAGUUAGGAGUUUUAGGAUACCACAUGCUUCGAGGCUCUAAGAGAAAGGUACUAGCUUUCUUGAUUUCAUUUCCCGUGUUGUUUGGCAGCAUUGAUCAAUGUAACAGAACAAUAAAAUUCAAAAAUAAUUUCUUGCUAAAUUCAAAGGAAAAUACACAUCCAUAGUGCUACAUGCAAGAACUCUGUGGACAAAAAAAAGUAUAGUUAUUUUUUUUAACUUCCAGCAAAAGGAAAAGGCAGAGCAUGAGUUUUAUUUUAUCUGUACAUUUAAGCCUUGUAAAUAUGUGGACUUUAAACAGAUAGCCAAGACCAUGGUUCCCUGAGGACUUUCUUCAUAUGGAAUACUGUAUUGGGCCAUGAAUCAGACCCAUUUUUGCUUGAAUGCUUUUACUUGCUUCCAAAAAAAAAAUCUUGCUAGUUAAAUGUUGUAUCUUUCAUGUAUUCUGAAUCACUCCAGGAAAUUCAGAACACUUUGGAAAAAUUGAGAAAAAAUGCAUAUUACAGGUAUGCUAUGAUCUUAUGACUACUGCAGAAGUAUAAUUUUGAUGUAACAUAUACAAUAUUUUAUUUAUGUGAUAUAUUUAAAAACAUUAUUUUGCUAUUUAACAUUGAAGACAUUGCGAGAAUCUGUUAUAUCUGAUAGAUCUAGGAAGAGUCCUUCUCUAUUCUUAAUCCCCAAAUCCAACUGUGUUUAAUAUUUCCUCUUUAUGUGUGGUUCUGAAUGGGUGGAUAAAAAUACCUCUUGACCUUUUAUUAUUCUGGGUCAUUAUUCUUCUAGGAUCAUUCUUGUUUUUAUAAGACUACUCCAGUGGUGUAUGAUAAAGAUGUCACUGCUUGUGUGAUGGAGACAUUCAAACUCUUUAACGGAGAGUGUUAGAAUGCAGAUUAUUAUGUGGGAAGAAAUGUGUGCAUGCCUAGCACCGUGUGAGAUAAGAAGCCAGGCUCCAGAUAGAUUCCAGGAUAACAAAGUAAUAAUGUAAACUCCGAAGGGAGAAAAUACAUAGUUACAGAUUGUACUUCUGCAGGUGACAAAGGUAAUUAUUUUAAGUAACCAAGCUAAGAAAUGACAGGUGUGACUACAUUACAAUGAAAUAUUUCUACUCACUACAUGUCAUCUCAAUACUCAGGCUCAUGACCGACAUUUCAAGGGACUGUCCAUCAAAAACUAAAAUUUUCAAAUGAGCAAAUAUUAAUGCAGAUGCUGUUUAUAAAGGGAAGACAUGGGUAGCUAAUUAAAAUAAGAAAUGCUCAAAUUUAUUAGUAAACUGAAAAGUGAAAAUUGGAGUGAAUGCUACAUUGUUGUCUUGGUAAAAGUAAUGUGAUUCAUUCCCCGUGUUAGGAGUAAAACAUUUUGGAAAGUAGUUUGGAAGUGCUGAGUAAAAUUAGUCUUCACAGUUUUCCUAUGGCCCAGCCAUCUUACUUCAGGAUUUAUGUGCCAGAGAACUUCCAGGAGACAAAAAUUAAGGCAGACUAUUAGACAAUGACCUUUCCACCUUGGAAAGCUAAUGAGCUGGGUUUGCUGGGUCCAUAACAUAGAAACUAAUACAGCAGUUAGAAGCGACUUGCUAUAGUGAAAAUAAUGAUGGUUCUUAACAUUUUAGCAUAAAGGAGAAAUGAGCUAAAAACAAUGCCAUUCUCUUACCUUAUAGUAUAUACAUUACUGCAUAAUACCAAGAUCAUACAUCAAAUACAAGACUAGUAUCCACUUAGAAGAAGGAAAUGGGAUGGGCUUAGGGAUAAAACAUACGUCGUUACCUUUACCACAGCCAUGGGCACAUAAUUCUUGUCUCCCAUAAAGUAUUUGACUGACAUCAAAAUAGAAUCUGAGACACAAAACUGUAAUUUCCAGAAGGUUGCACUGUAGGAGUAGAGGUAGCAUCCACAUUUCCAUGUCUAACUAGAAAGACAUUUUCCCCAGCAUGCAAGCACAAAGGGAAAAGAAAAAUGAAGGCUGUCAUCUACAACCGCCCGCGUGCGUUCAAAGCACACAACUUGCAAAGUUUUGACUUGUGCACAAUCCUGAAGCCAUCUCCACUAUCAACGUGCAUAUCCAUUCCCCCCGAAAUGUUUCCCUGUACUAAUUUGUAAUCAGUUAAUCCUUCUUACUGCUUGACGUUUCUAUCCUACUUCCUAAGAACUCCCGAUCUGCUUUUUCUAUAGACUAGCUUACAUUUUUACAAUAUAGACUGUUUACAUUUUUUAAAUUUUGUAUAAAUGAAAUCAUGUUUAUGUACACUCAUGUGCUGUUUUGCUCUUUUUGUCAAGAUGAUACUAUUAAGAUCAAUUUGUGUUUCUGUCUCAAUAAUCAUUUUAAAUUUUUUUUCUGACUGUAAGUGUACCACAAUCUGUUUACACACUCACCUGUUUGUACACAACUUUGUCAUCUAUAGUUGUGGCUGCUACUAAUAAAGUUAUUGCCAACA